CAUUGUGACAAUAGAAAACCGGUCUAGUGGAAUUUCGGUCGUCAAUAAGUGGAGUUUAGUUAUUUGUUCGAUACACGUUUUGUACUAGUGUGUUAGCCGGUGUUAUGUGUGUGUUUUAGUGUCAAUUUGUUGCGUUUGGUAGGAAACGUAGUGGCUGGAAAAGGAAUGCAUUUUAUUUAUUAUUAUAACUGAAGGAUUUAACGAAUCACGUGUGAAAAAAGAAAAAAAUAGAUGCACAUUCUUGAGGUAUAGACACGUCGAGUAUCUUAUCUGACCGUUGAGAAUUCAGGAAGUGGCCCGUCACCAUGGCGACCAUGGCGGAAACGGAGUCAAUAGAGCGCGGAUUCCAGCGGCUGGCGUCCAUCUUCAAGCCGCCGGUACUCGACUCCCACAAGUGCGUCCGAUGCAAGGACGCCGUUUACCACGCGGAGAAAAUUGGCCCCGUUUUGCAGGGCAUGUAUCACAAGCACUGCUUCCGGUGCGUCGCUUGCGACCAGCAUUUGACCAUGAAAAACUACUUCACUAGUCAAGUAGAUCCCAACGACCGCGAAGUCUACUGCGCGAACCACUACCCGCGCGUCGGCGCCGCGCGCUACGGCCAGAGCGCCAUCGGCAUCAGCGGCCCGGUGCGUGCUCAGGAAAACUACCGGAAGAUGUCGAAGAAGCUCGAUCAGCAGGUGCGAAAGCCGGGAACAGUGCGAAUACCUUCGUAUGACGCGAACGCUAUCGCGAUCAAGCGUAUUCUGACGUCACCGAAAGCGGCGGAGUACACCGCCGCCGUGAACGAGCAAGCGCAGGUCAGCCUCCCACCGGACGCCAUGGGGAUAAAGCAGCCCCUGGCGGCGCAGCGACUUCAGAUGAACGUAAAAGCACCACAGCCGGGCCACAUGUACCAACCAAAGUACAAGAAGAAGCUCGCGGAGGCGCAAGUUCAACUCGAGGUGGUGCACCGGAAAGAGGAGGAUGAGCUGCUCCGGAACUUCCAGAUGGAGCGAGAGCGCGAGAAGCAGAAGCUGGCAGACGAGAUGAACAAGGAGUGGGAGGUGAAACUGAAAGAGCUAACGGACCUGUUUGAGAAGGACAUGGCCAAGAAGAAGAAAAAGAUCGACGAUAGGGAGAAAAAGAUGAUGACGGUGCAGUUCGAGCACCAGAAGAAGGAGCUGGAGAAGUCGCUACGCGUGAAGACCGACAAAAAGAAGGAGACGAUGACGAUGCGCCUGAAGCAGAAAGAGCAGAAUUUGACGUCACACAUGGUGACCAAGCAGAGCGAGCAGAUGCUCGACCUGCUGGCGAAAAAGAAAGAAGACCUCCGAAAGGAGCUCGAGCAGGAACUCGAGGCACAGCCCGCAAUAAUGGUCGACCCUCAGAACGAGGAGGUUGUCAAGGAGAUCAUCGAGACGAUGGAGGUUCUCGAACAGACAAAGAAAACAGAACUUCCGGCUCCCCAUCCGCCUGCGUGCCGGAAGAACGAGAUCUACACCGACCCCAACGUUUUUGACGCCCUAGAUGAAAAAGUCAUCCAGGUAGCACAAGAUGAACAGAUGACGUACACUGACCUUGUUUCUCAACUCACGGACGGUCUUCUAACCGAUUUAGAGAAAGUCAGGGCGAUUUUCCGCUGGAUUACCGUGAAAGAUCUUAACGUGAUGGAUUUUAACGACACCAUGGACACGGACACGCCCCUGGGGCUGCUCAGGGGCAUCAAAUACGGCACCGAGACGUACCACGUGCUGUUCAUGCGACUCUGCAGCUACGCCGGCCUACACUGCGUGGAGAUCAAGGGCCACUCUAAGAGUGUGGGCUACGAGCCGGGCAUGAAGAUCCAACCCGAGAUGUUCCAGAACACGUGGAAUGCUGUACUCAUUGACGGCGACUGGCGCCCUGUGCAGUGCAACUGGGGCGCGAGACAUUUGGUACUCAACAAAGACCGGAAGCGAGGUUCGCCAGGCGACAAGCAGGCCGCGGAAAACGGGGUGAAGGACGGGGAAAAGAACGGUGGCGGGAAGGACGACAAAGCCUCAAAGUCCAAAGACAAGAUCCGGUACCAGUACGACGAACACUACUUUUUGACCGACCCCGACGAGUUUAUUCAAGAGUUCUGGCCGAAGGAAUCCAAGUGGCAGCUCCUAGAGGCGCCCAUCACGCUCGAGGAGUUCGAGGCACUUCCGUUCGUGCGCUCCGUGUUCUUCCAUUUCGGCAUGCAGUUCGACCGCACCAUGCCGGCGGUGAUUGAAACGAACGAGCGCGGCGGCGCGGAUAUCCGAAUCCGGAUCCCCGAGCAGCAUGAAAAUGAUUUAGUUUUCUAUUACCAGCUGCGCUUCGCCGAUACAGAGCGGAUGUUAGAGGCGACGUACCGCGGCGCGAAUCUCGAGCGCUUCGUGUUCCAGACGACGCUCGAUAACAUGGCGAUGUUCAGCAUUCACGUACCGACGACGGGCGAGUACUAUUUCGAGAUAUUCGCGAAUAAGAUCGACGAGACGAAUAAAAUCGGUGCUAUGGACGACACCAUUUCACCGUUCAGACUAAAGUGCUCAUGCAAAUUCAAAAUCCGCUGUAAGACGCUGAAAGGCAAGAUGCACCCGCUUCCUGAUUGCGCCGCCGGCGAAUGGGGCCCCAAGAAGGCCAAUCGCCAUUUUGGAUUGCACGCGAUUUACACGGACCAUUCAGACACAUCGUCUGACACCGGAAGUACCAAUAGCAACGACUCCCCAGAUAAUCCCAAGGCCGGGAUCCUGAACGUCGAAGACUCCACCACGCUGAAAUUCCGCAUGCCCAUGCCGCUGCAAUUCGUCGUGAAACUGAAAAUUAACAACAUCGAGCAGAAAGCUCUCGAUCCAUUCGUGUACCAUACGGUCGAAAACAACGUCGUAUCUAUUACGGCCACUAUGCCGCAGCUAGGCCAAUACGGUCUCGAUAUUUAUGCAAAACUGCGGAGUUCGGAAUCGAAGACGCUGUCGCACGCUUGCAAAUACCUUCUGAACGCCGUGAAAGUAUCGAAUCCGGUCGAACUACCGAAAACCAAUCGGUCCUUCGCUCGUAGGGGAACUAUCGGCCCGGCACCGUCUUUCGACGAAAUGGGAAUCCGGCUAAAGUCGCAUCUUGAUCCGCAAAUAACGAUGGAGGAGCGAGACAACGAGACAAAAAUCGAGCUAGAAGUUCCAGAAGAUAUAGAAGUGACCGCGCAGUUAAUGCGCGAACCGGACGAAGAGUGUAACGAUAAUUUUAAAACAAUUCGCGACGAAAAGGAUCGCCGCACGGUGAAAUUUCACUUAAAACUCGCCAAGCACGGGAACUAUUUGUUCUGUAUCUACGCGCGCAGAACGCGCGGUGGUGAUUCGACCACCCCGAACGUUUUUAAUUACGUCAUUGCGCACAAGAAACGAAACCCGCUGUUUAACACGCAGCACAGCAACGGGGGCGAUCCCCAGGCGGUGAUGUUUGAAGAAAAGAAAAGUAGUGGGGGCCUUUUAAGAAAAUCGAUUUUUGGAAGCAAAAAGGAGAAGGAAAAAGACAAAAAGAAGUGAAAACAAAAUCCAAAUUAAAGAAUUAAUUGGGUCCGUUUGAUAUUAUAUUUAAACAAUAAUUAUUAACAUUGUUAAUUAUUUUAUACAGAGCUUAUGGUGCAGUUUUUGAUCAAAUAGUGGGACUAUUAUGUAUGAGGGAUAUUAUGUUAACUACGACAGUUCACUCGUGGUCCUUUUUUCAAAGUUUGUUCAACAAAUUGAUUCUGUUUACAUAUAAUGUUUUGAUUUGGACUAUUCUUGGGUACUUACGGAUAUUUAUGUUGAUCAGGAUCCUGUUUCCGAUUGGACCGUUUUGACUUUUACUUUUAAAGCUGAACGUGACAUAUUACAUAUUAUCAUCUUUGUUGUUUGUUCAUGCGUGUUUGUAAAACUCUGUACAUUUCAUAACACAUAUUUCUUUAAAGUUACUUUAACCUGAAAACAGUAAUUUAUAACCCUUAACAUUUGAUGAACCAAGCAAAUAAUGUUUUCCUCUUAACUAUUCAUUACCCGUGUCCAAAUUGUAUGUGCUUUCAUUUAUUUGUGUUACUUUAUAAUGAAAUAUAAGUGGAUAAUCUCAAAUAUACUAUUUGUAUCAUUCAAUAUUUCUCAAAUAGUUAUUUUAUUAUAUAUAUAACAACUAUUUCUUUUUAAAUUCGGUGAACUUCUUUGGCUUCGAAAUGUAUUAAAAUCUUAAAACAAAAGAAAUUACCGUAAUCGAAUUGUCUUUUUGCGAAGACAAGACAUUCCAAAAUCUCAUAUAUUUCGCUCAUUUAUUUCAAUUUUAGAAAUAUUCCGCUAUCAUUUAUAAUAUUUCGCCACAUUAACAUUUGAUAAUUACCGGUAAUUGUCCGAAUUCCAUUUUGAACACGACGUUCAUUUGUAUAUUUAUAAAUAAUGUAUAUAGGUCUAUAUGUUUCAAUUAUUAUUAUCGUUAUGAAUACCAUCUUCCUUUUAUUUAUUCGAAUAAUCUAUAUUUCCACGUUCAUAACAAAGUUUUCCCGGCGAGGGCAAAGUUUGACAUCUUAAAUAAAAAUAUUCGUAUAUUCCUUUCACGGAGUUUCGAAGUUAUCCGUACAUGUUUUCGCGUUGAAUAUAUACAUUUAUGCGUACAUUAACCAGGUUUUCCGAUAAGCCAUUGUGUUCAAACAACAAAGUUCACUGUGUGCUAAACGUGUUUUGUCUCUCUCCUCUCUUAUGUUGAAUACCUCUCUUUAUUAACAAUAAACGAUGCUCCUGUUGAAACGUUCAGUGGUCGAGACGAAAUUGUGUCAUACAUCUGAACCGCGUUGCGGAUAAACGGGGCUUAUUGCAUUUGCGGAACGCGUCGUCACAGAUUAGCCUGUGAAGUCCACAAUCUAUGCGGACUGCACAGGCUUAUCUUGGACGUAACUUUGUGCAUGAAUUAAGCCCCGCUUUCCUUAAAACGAGGCUCAAAGAUAAUACUACUGCCGUAAGAAGGGUAGCAAUCACUGCCCCAUUCUCAGUUGGGAUGAACGCAUACAAAUAAAUAAGAAAUCGAAUAUGUUGUGCGAGGUUAUGAUUACCAACCCUGAAUUUAUGUCGAGAUGAUUUUAAUAUCAUGAUUCCUUUGCCUAAUGAAAAAUCAUUUUACGACAGUUUACUCAAUGAUGAUUAUUGCGGUUUAUGUCAUAUACCGAUAUAAUGUAAAAUGACGCUAAAGUUUUUCUUAAACAAUAUUGAAUGAGUAGCUAUAUAUAUUAUAUUCUGCUUAUUUACUUGUAUUGUUAUGUUUUGUUACUGAAAUGUUUAUCUAAUUUGCAGUAUGUCUUACUUUUGUUUCGUAUGAGUUUGUAUGUUUAUGUUAUUGAUCGCGUGUGCUAUUGUAAAUGUUAGUUGCAUAAAGCUUUGUGCGUUAAAUAGAGGAGUAUGCCAAUAUUAACCCAUUUAUGCCUAGCAUCUAGAAAAAAGGCCUUGGCAAACAGCGUAGACCCAGAUGAGACGCCGCAUGAUUCGGCGUCUCAUCAGGGUUUGCGCUGUUUGCAUAAAGGAAUUUCUGUAAGAAAUGUUCUAAAUAUAGAAAUAAAGUACUAGACAUCCCUAAUUUAGGAAAUAAAUUGAUCCAAUUUAUAAGGAUGGGAGAGUCCACUAGGCUUAAAUGGGUUAAAUAGAGGAGCAAAUAGCCAUGCCAAUAUUAAAGAGUCCUGUUUCACUAUUGAACGGAUAUACUCGUAGUUCUUGAUAACUUACUCACGAAUUUAAGUGGCAAACACACUCGUCGUUAAAUUCCAUAUCCAUAGAACUGCGUGCAGAUCUGCGUUAAUUUACUAAUCAGGAAACAAUCAUUUAAAGGGAUCUUUUCACGCUUUGGUAAAUUGACAAAAUUGAAAAAAGUUGUUUCAGAUUCGCAAAUUUUCGUUUUAGUUAUGAUAUUUGUGAGGAAACAGUAAUACUGAACAUUUACCAUGGUCUAAUAUAGCCAUUAUAUGCAUCUUUUGACGAUUUUAAAACCUAAAAAUUAUAAAGCGUUGCAACGCGAAACGAUUGAAUAAUUUGGAGAGUUCUGUUUUUGUCGUUACAUUUUGUGAAACUACGAAGAUUGCUUAUAUAAGGUAUAAAAAACGUUUAGUAUUUGUACACGGCGGAAUAGCUCAGUAGGAUAAAGCGUUUUUACUUCAGGACUCCAGGGGUCACUGGUUCGAAACCUGGUCCGGGCAAUGUUCUUUUCCUUUUUUUAAUUUUAUUCUUGAUUUUUUACUGGAGCUUUUACGAUCCAAUGUUUACAUUUAUCGAUAUUAAGCAUUUAAUGAAUAAGUUAAAAAAUGCCAAAAUCUGUGAAAAGGCCCCUUUAACGCAAUCCCUUAAAAUUUCUUGGUCACUUUUAAUAAAACUUAAAACAUUUAUAAUGCCUAAAUAUGGUUUAUCAUGGUCGAUAAUCAUCUUCCCUAUUGAACAACAGUUCGACUGUAUGAAUGCGUGUUGUUUGAACCUAUUUUGAGCUGAACUGUUAAAACUACUGUUUACAAAAUUCUAUAAUUAUCAAGGGAAAUUACACGUAUUCGCUUAUUAAAUUUGAAAUGUUAAGACAAAAAAGCAAACGUACAUUUUGUCAACGAAGUUAAAACAGAUACGGCCUUUAAAUGCUUAACCACUCACGCAUGUGAAUGCGUCGCAAAAACAAAUUAUUGUGUUUAUAUUAUGUAGCGGCUGGUAUGAAAAUAAUAUGAUGUGUCAAUAAAUUAUUGAUAUUUCCGAAAAUAAUACGAAUUUUCUUGGAAAUCUGUGAGAUGAUUAAAAUGAUUACAAGCUUUGCACGCGAUAAAAGAAAUGAUGUUUCUAUGCAUUUAAUGUUCGAUUCAACUUUGACUCUUGAACAAACGUUUGAUUGUGUCAUUAUGUCUUUUACGUUAAUAAUUAUGUAUUUUGUGUUUUGCAUGAUUAUUUGGAACAGUGUUAAAUAAUUCAAAAUAAUCAAACUAUUUAUAUAAA
Molecule: messenger RNA, 6953 nt
Organism: Dreissena polymorpha
Lineage: Eukaryota; Metazoa; Mollusca; Bivalvia; Myida; Dreissenidae
Product: hillarin-like
Exons: 10
Coding region: 306-3524 (1072 amino acids)
Source: RefSeq, a predicted model, not a curated record